AUGCACGCCGAUGACGAAUUCAGCAAAGCCUUCGACCACGCCUCCGGCGCAACGGCCGAGAGGUUUCAAAACCCGUUGUGGUUCAUUACGGAGAUAUUCUUCGGUGGCACCUUAAGAAAAAACCUUCAGGUCGUCAAGUCCUAUGGCGCCAAAAUGGUGGACAAGGCCGUUCGUGACAGAAAAUCUGCCUCUACGUCUUUCACAGGAGGUAGUGAAACCGGUAUCGCCGACAAAUCUCAGCAUAUCGAGGGCAGCCUGAUCCAAUCGUUUCUUGACGCCAUUGGUGACAAGAAAAUGGUAGCAGACGCCGCGCUCAACUACCUCCAAAGUUCGACAGGAAGUGAGGAGACCGUUUGA
Messenger RNA from Verticillium alfalfae VaMs.102, 357 nucleotides. RefSeq names its product cytochrome P450 52A1. The record is from RefSeq and is a predicted model, not a curated record. The coding region runs from base 1 to 357 and encodes 118 amino acids. The transcript is spliced from 2 exons. Lineage: Eukaryota; Fungi; Ascomycota; Sordariomycetes; Glomerellales; Plectosphaerellaceae.